CCUACAUUUUAUUUAUUCAGUUGGUAUACCUGCACGGCCACCAACACGACGAGAUGACGCGAGGUAGAAAGUUUGGUUUGACUUUUGACGUGACGUCUACGUUUUCGAUUGUCGACCGCUCAUUACCGCGAGUCCGCCGACAUGCACUCCUUCCAACUCAUUUAAUUUAUUCACGGAGUGUAGAGUAUUUUACUUAAAAUCAAUAAAACAUAAAAAAGAAACGUGUCGGGUUGCGAAUAAAUACGGUAGUGCGGAUAAAGUGCAUAAGAUGUGUUUGCCAUAAAAGUUGUAAAAACAUCGGUGCGAUAUCCACAUUUUGGAUCCGGAAACCUACUUCCAAUAUUCGCAUACUUUUUAUCUCUUGUUUUAAUUUAAUCGUUCUUCUGUGAUAAUUGCCGUAGAUAUUAGUUUAACGCCUUUUAUUGGAUCGGUGGUUAAUAUCGUCGCCGCGAGUUUGGUUUCCUAUCACUCGGUCAGCGCGACCUUUAUGAAACCAGCGUGUACGAAUUGAUAUGUGGCAGUGAAGUGUAGAAGUAAACAUGUUUAGAAGCAAGAUAAGGAUUCACACAUGCAGAAUAAUCUUGCUGACAUCGUUAGUGUGGUUGUUGGUGGAUGUGGCGCUACUGACUUUGUACUCAGAUUGUAUUGGUGACGGCUGGGAUUGCAAUAAAAAUAAGAAUGCAGAUUUCGUUGCACCGGAUAACAUACACAAAGAAGAGUACAGAGGCAAAAAAGCCGCUAUAGCGGCAGCGCUCAAAUCGGAACAAGAGAGCGAGAUAGACGAUGCCAUCGGCGGUGAACAUGACGUAGUAGUUGGGGAAGAAGGCGUGCUGCUGCCUCCGUAUCCCAGGUCCAGACUUAAGCGGUGGGAGAAGGCGCCCACUGUGCUACCGCAAGGGAACUCGCCUGGCGAACUGGGUAAAGCGGUGAACAUCCCCAUUGAGCAGGAGAAGCUGAUGCUGGAAAAGUUCCAGGAAAACCAGUUCAACUUGAUGGCUAGUGACAUGAUCUCACUCAACAGGUCACUCACGGACGUCCGGUUUGAAAAAUGCAAAGACAAGGGUUACCCGGCGCUCCUGCCGACCACCAGCGUGGUCAUAGUAUUCCACAACGAAGCGUGGACUACCCUGAUCAGAACUAUCUGGAGUACGAUUAAUCGUUCGCCGAGGCCGCUCCUCAAGGAAAUCAUACUAGUCGAUGAUGCUAGUGAGAAAGAACACCUCGGCAAGAAGCUGGAAGACUAUAUAAAGACGCUGCCAGUACCGACGCACCUCUUCAGGACAGAGAAACGCUCCGGCCUCAUCCGAGCGCGUCUGCUGGGCGCCAAACACGUCAAGGGAGACGUCAUUACCUUCCUCGAUGCCCACUGUGAAUGCACCGAGGGCUGGCUCGAACCAUUACUGGCCCGAAUAGUCGAAGACAGAAGCACAGUGGUGUGUCCCAUCAUUGACGUCAUCUCGGACACCACUUUCGAGUACAUCCAGGCUUCGGACAUGACCUGGGGUGGCUUCAACUGGAAACUCAACUUUAGAUGGUACCGCGUCCCCGAGCGCGAGAUGCAACGCCGCGGCGGCGACCGCACGGCCCCCCUCCGCACCCCCACCAUGGCUGGUGGGCUGUUCGCCAUCGACCGGGAGUACUUCUACAAGAUCGGCUCCUACGACGAGGGCAUGGAUAUCUGGGGCGGAGAGAAUUUGGAGAUGAGCUUCCGGGUGUGGCAAUGCGGCGGGCGGCUGGAGAUCGAGCCGUGCUCGCACGUGGGGCACGUGUUCCGCGACAAGAGCCCCUACACGUUCCCCGGCGGCGUGCAGACCGUGGUGCUGCACAACGCGGCCCGCGUCGCCGAAGUCUGGAUGGACGAGUGGGGCGAGUUCUAUUACGCCAUGAACCCAGGAGCGCUCAACGUACCGGUUGGCGACGUCAGCGAACGAAAAGCGUUACGAGAGAAACUGAAGUGCAAGAGCUUCCGAUGGUACCUGGAGAACAUCUACCCGGAGAGCCAGAUGCCGCUCGACUAUUACUACCUUGGAGAGAUACGGAAUGCGGAGACGUCCAACUGUCUGGACACGCUCGGGGGGAAGGCGGGGCAGCCUCUCGGCAUGGGCUACUGCCACGGAAUGGGGGGCAAUCAGGUGUUCGCGUACACGAAGCGUAAGCAGGUGAUGUCAGAUGACAACUGCCUCGACGCGGCGCACCCGCGCGGGCCCAUCAAGCUGAUCCGCUGCCACGGCAUGCGCGGCAACCAGGAGUGGACCUACGACUCCAAGGCGCGAACGAUAAAGCACACCAACACGGGGAUGUGUCUCGACAAGCCCGAGUCCACAGACGUGUGGAAGCCGGUCCUGCGGCCGUGCAACCGCUCGCGCGGCCAACAGUGGCUCAUGCAGGUCGACUUCAAGUGGCAGGCGCGGCGCAACCAGAGAGAGCAGGACAGCUAGUCCGCGACCCCCGCACAGGUGAGACAGCUAUACAGGAACAUUAUGUAACGAGCCCGAGUCCACAGACGUGUGGAAGCCGGUCCUGCGGCCGUGCAACCGCUCGCGCGGCCAACAGUGGCUCAUGCAGGUCGACUUCAAGUGGCAGGCGCGGCGCAACCAGAGGGAGCAGGACAGCUAGUCCGCGACCCCCGCACAGGUGAGACAGCUAUACAGGAACGUUAUGUAACAAGCCCGAGUCCACACACGUGUGGAAGCCGGUCCUGCGGCCGUGCAACCGCUCGCGCGGUCAACAGUGGCUCAUGCAGGUCGACUUCAAGUGGCAGGCGCGGCGCAACCAGAGAGAGCAGGACAGCUAGUCCGCGACCCCCGCACAGAAUCAACAACGAUAGACCAUAACAGUCUUCCCCUCUCGUUAGAUAUCAGAUUUUAUUCCUUAUUCCUAUAUCUGAAGUUUUAUAUCUAUUAGAUGUAUUGACAUUAGUGAAGUCCUGUGAAUUGUUGACAAUACAUAAUGUAUGCUGUAAUAAGUUGUAUUCCCUAUAAAUAUUGCUCAAACUUAUGUAUUUAUUUGGUGUGUUGUAGAGUUAUUUUUGUAUUGUUUGAAUUUUAUAUGUCCUUUGUAAAUCAGGGAUGUUAUAAAUUUUAUUUGCGAAACUUCCGUUUCGGGGAGUUCGCUUAUAUGUGAGAGAGUGUUCAUAAACUAGGAAAUUAGUUGACAACCAAUACUUACUAACAAAUCUGUCGCAACUCUUGAGAACCUCCUAUCUUUAAUACUAAGUGCUGAAUUACGAGCUUUAUUUUACAAAUACCUAAAUAGGCAUGUUACUUCGCGAGUUUUGGUUGUCAACCUAAGAAAUAUACUUAGCCUUUCGUAAUGUUCAUGGGUUACUAAAAUGUUCUAACUACAGUCGUAUCGUAUAGAGCGGCGGCCAGCAACAUGGGGCCCGCGAGCCUCCCUGGCUAAUUUUGUAUGUAGUAUUGACAAACGACAAUGUCUGAUAAAGUCAUAAAUAUUAACAAAGUGCGUCAACUUCGUUAACUACUAUGUGGCCCUUGCUGCUAAAAGGUUACCGACCGGCGUAUAGCCUCGUAAGAUCCAAGUAAAUUUUUGCGCUUUUGAAUUUGGAACUUUCUUUUAUUUCUGUGAGAGUUCAUAACUCGAAUUCAAUUUGUACUUUUUCAAGUGCGCAGGGACUUACGAGGAUAGAGCAAAUGAAUUCUUCUAUAAAAUGACUAAAAAAUUUGAUCAGAAUCCUCAUGAAACAGGCGAAAGUUUAACCCGAUAGUGAAAGCAUAUCCACGGUUCAGUAUAAGUUGUACUACGUAUUGUUUUCAAUCGUUCCCUGAUAGUUAUUAAAAUAAUUUGAAAUUAUCUGAAGGAUACUCUCUUCCAUGACCAAUAAGUUAUCGCGAGCUCACAAUCUAGUAUUUUAAUGGACUUGAAUAUACACUAUAUUUGUAUUGUUUAGUCGGCAAUGUUUUAUAAUUAGUAUAACGUUAAUACGCUGGUGUUCUUAUAUGAGAGUGUAGAAAUAUUAUUAAAAUAUUAUGAGCUAGCAAAUAUGUUUAGCACGGGCUAAGACAUUGUAUAAAUAAAACGUUAAAAAUCACAACAAAAGGUGCAGAAUAGACUGUUAUCAAUGUUUGAUACAAUUUGUCACUUUAUUAUAAUGGCGUAGUCAAGCGAAAUCCGACCUACGUAAAUAACAUCACCUACAAACAUUAAAAAAUUACUUUAGCUUAAAUAUUGUUCAUUUGUUUGUAGGGAUUGGUUGGAAACUUUUUGCUUAAUUAUUCGUCAAAGCUUGUAUUUUAUGCUGGUGCUAAAUAUGCUGGCCAAAUUUAUUACAAGCUAUGAAUUCCAUCCUCCUUCCUUUGCUGUGAGUUGGGUAUAUUCCCCACUAAUUUUAUUAUAAAGAAAAUUCGGUCAAGUGCGAGUCGGACUCGCGUUUUAACGGUUCCGUACAUUACUAAAUUUUAUUAAAACUAAGUAAUUUAGUCCGACUCUCGUUUGACUGCACAUUUCUAAUAUAUUUUCCUGUCAUUAAUAGGUAAAGAAAUAUUUUAUGUAUUUUUUUCAAAAUUUUAGAUUCAGUAGUUUCGGAGAUAAAGUGGGGGGAAUGACAGACAGUUGCACGAGUGAUCCUAUAAGGGUUCCGAUUUUUCCUUUCAAGGUACGGAACCCCAAAAACUUCCUGUUGAACCGAUGAUAAAAGUAGUGGGAAUAUAUCUUACAAGUCACAGAUAUGCACUGUUAGAAUUAUUUUUAUGUAGGUAACAAUUAUUUUCACAGAGCGGUGCUAACGAUUGCCAUUAAGUAUAAAUUACCUGUAUAUUUUUUUUACGCAUUGGUUAGGACGGCUCGGCACGCAGUUUGUGCCAUAUCUUACGCCAGACAGCCCAGAUUUGCCACGUGUAAUCUUUUUAGAAAAAUAUAUAACUUUAGCAAGUAUUAGAAUUGUCUUUUGACCAUCAUAAUUCCACUUAGUAAAGACUAUUUUUAUUUCAUCUAAGAGUGAUUAAUUUUUUUACGAGGAAUGAAUUAUCUGAGAAGGAAUUGUUAUACAAUAUUAUAGGAUGCGUAACUGUUAUGUAACAAUAACUUGUUUUGUUUAUUAGGACUGUUAUUAUACUAUUACUGCCAUGUUUUAUAAAAAAUGGGCAAUCUAUGUCGAAUUCUAAGGUUAUUUUGUAAUUUGUACACCGUCACUAUACUCGAGUGCGUUGUGAUACCACGUCCCACGACGUGUUUCAAUCAUUUGUAGGUCUUUCGCGUCUGAGAUUACUGUAGGCAAGGGAUGGAACUAUAUCGCCGUGCACGUAUAUUAACUUGUAUAGUCAUGAGAUUAAGAUUCAAAUUGGCUUGCGAGAAAUGCGCGAAAAGCACGUGUCAUCACGUGUGAUGAGCUGAUGAGAUUACGUUCUAAAAUAAGUUAAUUGGAAGUUGCCUUGUUUUUAUUAGGUCUCAAAUUCACGUUAUCGGAUAUAGAAGUUUGUAGAAAUAUUUUAAAGCAUAUCGUAUGUAGGGCUUGAUGGAUUGGCGCCGUUAUAUUUUCUUAAAUAAAGUAGACAUUUCUAUUGUAGCGUAAUAUAAACUUAGAUAUUCCUCAUAUUACCCUGUUUAAUAAUAUUUAUCAAAAUCGGGCCCCUAACAACGAAAGUAAAUUAAAUUACCUUUUUUAUUGAUUGUAUUAUAUUAGGAAUAGUAAUUAAUAUAAAUAUAUUUGUUCCAUUUCGCUUUUAAAGUUAGCUAGGUAACGGCCAAUCGAGGGCCAUUUUGUCCUCUCUUUGCCGAAUUAUAUGUAAUAUUGUAUUAUGCAUUUUAUUCAUGUCCAUUUAAUAUUUAUUUUAGUAUGUAGCAUCACAGAGUGAGUAUGUAUAUUUUUGUGAAAAAUUCUUCACGUUUUUUAGGAGUUGCUCAGCACCAAUCGGUGGUAGAUUAAAUUGAACCCACGUGUAUGAUUUGCUUAUUGUUGAUAGAUUUCAAUAUGUUGUAGAUAUACAUUCUAUAUGAUAAGAUUCGAAAUUCAACUGAUUUUUACGGAACAUAGUAAAAUAUUUGGAUUGAAGAUGAACAUAUCUGUUUUAGUUUAUUUUUGAACUAGACAUUAAACUACUUAUUGACAGUCUAUCCGCAUUGACACAUUUUGCACUCGAUGAGAUAAAAAAUGAGAUUUAUUACGUUAAAAUAAUUAAAUUUUUAACCGAACAUAGUUAUUUAUUGUGUACGCAACAUUACGGAGGCGACAAUAUUUUGUUAUUCAUAUCCUGUGUUGUUUUUUUAAGCAUAAAUAUUAUGUAGAUAUUAUAUAGACGAGAUUGUAUUUUUUUUGUAAAUAAUUUGUUUAAUGUGGAAUUGUCCUAUUGUGAAGCUAUUCAUUAGGCAGCUGUCCCACACGGCGACGAGAUAGCGAUUAGCUAUCAAAUAUUUUCAUGCUCAAGAUACUUACAGUCGCCAUCAGAUAUAUCGGAGCGGCCAAGGAGCUCACAAAUAUCUGAACAUGCCUUUAUUGUCAAGUGCGUGUUCAAAUAUCUUUAGGCACUUUGGCCGCUCUAAUAUGCGAGUACGAGUGAGAUUCAUAGAAAGUAAGUUGCGCACACGCGGUAUCAGACUGGUGGUAGCCAACUAGCCAUACAGAACUCAAGUUAUAUUUCUUCCUUUUCUUCUUAUCUUUCGCAUCGUAUCCAGUGGACCAGCUGCCUUGGUUUAGACCUGAAGACACUAAUAAGAAAGCAUUUACUUGUCGUCGGUAUAACGACUGGAAUUUACACGAUAUAAUGCAUUUAAAAAAUAUAUACUUUUAUUAUCGGACUCGCUAGAAUUAUAUUUAAUUACACCCAGAACGCGGGAAAAAUGUCUGUUAAAAAUGCAAUAGCCGUCUCUAAACGGAAUCUCAUUGUUUUUCAUAAAAUAGAUAUUUUAAGUGCCAAAUUCGCCGUUUAUUUUAAAUGUAGUAAUUGUGUAUAACCCGCGAAUACCAUUCCAACUGACGAUAACUAAACUUAUAUUGUGAGUAUUGAAUAUUAAAUAUUUGGACUGAA
This is a messenger RNA of Cydia fagiglandana, 6980 nucleotides long. RefSeq names its product polypeptide N-acetylgalactosaminyltransferase 5 (gene Pgant5). The transcript has 14 exons. Gene Ontology annotation, molecular function: polypeptide N-acetylgalactosaminyltransferase activity. Gene Ontology annotation, biological process: protein O-linked glycosylation. Gene Ontology annotation, cellular component: Golgi apparatus. The coding region runs from base 540 to 2438 and encodes 632 amino acids. NCBI's taxonomy places the organism in Eukaryota, Metazoa, Arthropoda, Insecta, Lepidoptera, Tortricidae. The record is from RefSeq and is a predicted model, not a curated record.